This is a messenger RNA of Capsicum annuum, 1882 nucleotides long. RefSeq names its product exonuclease V, chloroplastic. Gene Ontology annotation, biological process: interstrand cross-link repair. The record is from RefSeq and is a predicted model, not a curated record. The transcript is spliced from 8 exons. NCBI's taxonomy places the organism in Eukaryota, Viridiplantae, Streptophyta, Magnoliopsida, Solanales, Solanaceae. Gene Ontology annotation, molecular function: single-stranded DNA 5'-3' DNA exonuclease activity. Gene Ontology annotation, cellular component: nucleus. The coding region runs from base 151 to 1305 and encodes 384 amino acids.
AAUAUUCAAAAUAUUAUGAAAAAAUUGCUACUUCAAAUCAAAAAAUUAAAAUAUUUGAAUCUCAAAAAUUGAGAUGUGCUACGCAAAUUGGGACGGAGGGAGUAUAUAUUAGCCCUCUGAUCCUCCAAUUGUGCCGUUUCCAACGGUCACAUGCGGCAACUCGCUCCCAACUCAUCGGAAAUGAGUGCGUCACAAUCACCGAGUCACACCCCUCCUCCUGAGAUCCCAUUAGAGAUAAUCAGUGAAGAAGAAAUGGCCAUAAUCGAAGCCGCCUUUGCAGCAGCAGCCACGCGCUCUCUAGUUUCUUCACGCGCUUCUGCUUCUUCUUCAUCUGCCUCAUCGGCCGCGUCUUUUCAGAAAAAUGUUAGGUCGAUUAAGUCUAUUACUCUGUUAUCCAAACGGAGUUUUUCGAAUUCUUCUUGUUCGCAAAGUGAUACGGGAGUUAUUGUUGAUGUAGAAGAUUCUGGAAGGUUGAUGACUCAGAAGAGGAAUAGAAUUGUUGAUUCGUUGUUGCAUCGGUAUCGGAGGAACAGAGGAUUGACUGUUACUGAUAUUACUGCUACUGAAUGGUGUGAAAAGAAGAUGGAGUAUACUCUUCUUUGUGGCAAACCAGAAAAGACCAAAGCUAUGAAGGCUGGUAGCAUUCGUCAUGAAGCACUUGAAGAAGAGGUGAUCAAAAAGGUAAAAGUUCAUGUUGCGUCAGCUGAAGAUGUAUGGGCAUUAAAGUUCUUAAAUUUCAUCGUUGGUGCCAAUCAAUUGUUAUUUGAUGGAUUAACUCGUGAAUUGCCCUUAGUAGGUUUUGCUGAAGGUGUGUGGAUGGUCGGAAUUAUUGAUGAGAUACGAAUACCGAAAGGACAAAGUGAUGCAUAUCCAAUGUUAGUUGACACAAAAACCCGAGUGAGAGCUAGCCUCCCUUCUGAACCGCAACGAAGGAAUGGAAGGCUUCAGCUAAUGUGCUACAAACAUUUGUGGGACAGCUUGGUGGAUGAUGACUUCCCGUCCAGACAGUUUUUUGAGUUCUUCUCUCUGAAUCCUAAUCGCAUUUUAUCUGCAGAAAUCAGAGAAAAUACUGCCAAAUGUGGUUUCCCUGCAGAGACUCUCACUGAUAUGUUGAGGUACUCUCGUAAUACUUGGUGCAUGCUUCCACCAGCACAUGAGCAACUACUGUUGAGAAACAUGAAGCCCAACUUGAACAGAGUUCUUUUGCAAAAGAAUGGAUAUCAAGGUAUGAAUUACAAGAAGAUCAAUCAUUCCUUGGUGAAGAUCAGUUUGAUUAUGAUCUUGACUGGGUUAAGGGUCAAAUAAAGUCUUCGUUAGAGGUAUGGCGAGGAGAAAGAGAAGCCAAUUACACCCCUGAAGACGAGCGCUGGAAAUGUAGGUCUUGCAAGUUUGCUUCUGAAUGUCCAGCCAGCAAUUCUGGCUCUCCAGGAGGAAAGGACACUGAAGGCUAACUGCUAAGUUUGGCAAGACUUGCUUCCAACUAGUUCCUUAAUAAAUGUUCACGUGUCGCGCAGAUGCAACAUUGGAACUCUCCAUAUCAACCCUGACAGGUAACUUGGGGAAUAGAUAGUAUAAAAUUUAUUUGCAUGGUCCGUGAAUAUAACUUAAAACUCUUAACAAACUUGGGAUUACACGGAGAAGCCAGCAGUAUCUGUACUCCUACAUGUAGGACAUUCUGAACCUGAAAAUUCAUUGUUGUACCAAUUCUUGUUUUUUCCAUUGUAAGUUGAUUCAUUUUAUGUUGUAAUUGUCGUUGAGCCUCGAUUCAUUGUUGUUUGUAAUGUCAAAGCUAUUGAAAUGAUCUCUGUGAUUGAUAUAUGUUUGAUAUAGGUACGAUGUUGAUUAUAUUUGGUAAAUAAUAAUUUAGAUAUUGUUUGGUGAA